AUGUCCACUACGACUUCGAACGAAGUACGCGGUGCAGGCCUGAACGGCCGCCCCGUCGUGUUCUUUGAUAUCACUAUUGGUGAAACGCCGGUCGGCCGCAUCAAGUUUGAGCUCUUUUCGGACUUUACGCCCAAAUUCAACCAUAAGCCCAUGGGAUAUAAAGGCUCUAUUUUCCACCGUGUGAUCAAGGACUUUAUGUGCCAAGGCGGCGACUUCCUCAACGCCGACGGCACCGGCAGUUUCAGCAUCUAUGGCGACAAGUUCGAUGACGAAAACUUCCUGAUGAAACAUGAUGCCCCCGGUCUUUUGAGCAUGGCAAACUCGGGCCCCAAUACCAAUGCCGACUUUUUGGAUGGCAAGCACGUCGUCUUUGGCAAGGUGAUUGACGGCAUGCUUACUCUACGCAAAAUCGAAAAUGUGCCGAUGGGCGCGAGCAACCGUCCACGCGUCGAGGUCAAGAUUGCCGGUGAGUUUUCCUAUGCGCUGACCCAGAAUGCGAGUUAG
Molecule: messenger RNA, 504 nt
Organism: Malassezia japonica
Lineage: Eukaryota; Fungi; Basidiomycota; Malasseziomycetes; Malasseziales; Malasseziaceae
Gene: cyp3
Product: peptidylprolyl isomerase
Exons: 6
Coding region: 1-504 (167 amino acids)
Biological process (GO): protein folding; protein peptidyl-prolyl isomerization
Cellular component (GO): intracellular membrane-bounded organelle
Molecular function (GO): peptidyl-prolyl cis-trans isomerase activity
Source: RefSeq, a predicted model, not a curated record